Messenger RNA from Saxophila tyrrhenica, 2889 nucleotides. RefSeq names its product coatomer subunit beta (gene SEC26). The transcript has 2 exons. Lineage: Eukaryota; Fungi; Ascomycota; Dothideomycetes; Mycosphaerellales; Extremaceae. The record is from RefSeq and is a predicted model, not a curated record. Gene Ontology annotation, cellular component: COPI vesicle coat; cytoplasm. The coding region runs from base 1 to 2889 and encodes 962 amino acids. Gene Ontology annotation, molecular function: structural molecule activity. Gene Ontology annotation, biological process: intracellular protein transport; endoplasmic reticulum to Golgi vesicle-mediated transport; intra-Golgi vesicle-mediated transport.
AUGGCGACUUUCUUGGAGAGCUCGUACAGCCUGGUGCACCAGGACAACACCUCCGACACACCCUCCCUCCAGGACCUCCGAAACCAGCUGGAGAAGGGCACAGACGAGUCGAAGGUCGACACGAUGAAGAGGAUCCUCACUAUCAUGCUCAAUGGCGACCCCAUGCCCACCCUCCUCAUGCACAUCAUCCGCUUUGUCAUGCCCAGCAAGAGCAAGCCCUUGAAGAAGCUGCUAUACCUGUACUACGAAAUAUGUCCCAAGCUAGAUCAAAGCGGGAAGCUGAAGCAGGAGAUGAUUCUGGUGUGCAAUGGCAUUCGAAUGGAUCUACAACACGCCAACGAGUACAUUCGUGGGAACACGCUGCGAUUUCUGUGCAAGCUACGGGAACCCGAACUCAUUGAACCUUUACUCGCACCAACACGCGCCUGCCUCGAGCACCGACAUUCGUAUGUGCGGAAGAAUGCUGUCUUCGCCAUUGCUUCGAUCUUUCAGCAUUCUGAGGCGCUGAUGCCUGAUGCGCCUGAGCUGCUGCAGAACUUCCUUGAGUCGGAGUCGGACAACACCUGUAAGCGCAAUGCAUUCGCCGCGCUCAUGAGCGUGAGCCAUGAGAAGGCGCUGGAGUAUCUGAGCGGAGUGUUCGAGGGCAUACCCAACGCAAGCGAGUUGCUGCAACUGGUGGAGAUGGAGUUCAUCCGAAAAGACGCAGUACAGAAUCAGCAGAACAAGGCGCGGUAUCUGCGGUUGAUCUUCGACCUGCUGGAGGCAAAAGAGAGCACAGUGGUGUACGAGGCGGCCUCAUCCCUCACAGCACUCACAAACAACCCGGUUGCGGUGAAGGCGGCCGCGGCCAAGUUCAUCGAGCUGGCGAUCAAAGAGUCGGACAACAAUGUCAAGCUCAUUGUGUUGGAGAGGGUCAAUCAGCUGCGGAAACAGAAUGAGGGCAUACUGGACGAUCUUACGAUGGAAAUACUGCGCGUUCUUUCCAGCCCAGAUCUGGACGUGCGAAGAAAAGCAUUGGAGCUGGCAAUGGACAUGGUCAGCAGCAAGAACGUGGAAGAAGUGGUGCUGCUUUUGAAGAAGGAGCUCUCGAAGACGGUGGACGAGCAAUAUGAGAAGAACAACGAAUACCGGUCACUCCUCAUCCACUCCAUCCACCAAUGCGCCAUCAAAUUCUCCGAGAUCGCACAAAGUGUGGUCGGCUUGCUCAUGGACUUCAUCGCGGACUUCAAUAAUGCUUCAGCCAUCGAUGUGAUUUCGUUCGUCAAGGAGGUGGUUGAGCGCUUCCCGAAGAUGCGCGGGUCGAUCGUGGAGAGAUUGGUUGGCACACUCAGCGAAGUACGAGCCGGCAAGGUGUAUAGGGGCAGCUUGUGGAUUGUAGGCGAGUACUCGCUCGAAGAGAAGGACAUCCAAGGGGCGUGGAAGCGGAUACGAGCGUCACUUGGUGAGAUCCCUAUUGUUGCCUCUGAGGCGCGAUUACUGGAGGAGCAACCAGAUGGCGAGCCACCACUCAACGAGCAGGUCAACGGUCAUGCGAAGCCUUCCGCUGCGCCCACAGGAAGCAGGAAGGUUUUGGCUGAUGGUACGUAUGCGACCGAGAGUGCGCUCACAAGCCAGUCGUCUGCCAAGGCGAAACUGGACGCUGUCAAGGCCGCGCAGAAACCUCCUUUGCGACAGCUCAUUCUCGAUGGCGACUUUUACCUUGCGACUGUACUCUCUUCCACCCUCACGAAGCUGGUCAUGCGACAUUCAGAGAUCUCGAACGACGAGGCACGAACCAAUGCUCUGCGAGCAGAGGCCAUGCUGAUCAUGAUCUCCAUCAUCCGCGCUGGUCAAAGCCAAUUCGUGAAGCAGCCCAUCGACGAAGACUCAGUAGACCGCAUCAUGUCUUGCGUGCGGUCACUCGCAGAAUUCGCACAAAAGAAAGACCUCGAAACUGCAUUCCUCGACGACACCCGGCAAGCUUUCCGCGACAUGGUGCAAGUCGAAGAGAAGAAGCGCGCCGAGAAAGACGCCGUCCUCAAAGCCCAAUCCGCCAUCCAAGUCGACGACGUCUUCUCCAUCCGCCAGCUCAACAAGAAGAAUGCCGUCGACGGCGAGAUGGAUGUCACCAUGGACCUCGAAAAAGCCACCGGCGGCGACGCCACCACCGAAGACCUCUCCUCCAAGCUAUCCCGCGUUGUGCAACUUACUGGGUUCUCGGAUCCUGUGUAUGCGGAGGCGUACGUGCAGGUGCACCAGUUCGACAUCAUCCUCGACGUGCUGCUCGUCAACCAGACCCGCGACACUCUCCAGAACCUCUCCGUCGAGUUCGCCACCCUGGGCGACCUCAAAGUCGUCGAGCGCCCCACCACACAGAAUCUGGGCGGCCUCGACUUCCUCAACGUCCAAGCGACGAUCAAAGUCAGCAGCACCGACACGGGCGUCAUUUUCGGCAACGUCGUCUACGACGGCCCCUCGAGCACCGAGAGCAAUGUCGUCAUCCUCAACGACGUGCACGUCGACAUUAUGGACUACAUCCAGCCGGCCCAGUGCACCGAGACGCAGUUCCGCACCAUGUGGACGGAGUUUGAGUGGGAGAAUAAGGUGAAUAUCAACACGGUGAUGCCGGAGGGUGCUGGACUGAGGGGUUUCUUGCGGGGGUUGAUGAAGGUGACGAAUAUGGCUUGUCUCACGCCCGAGGCGAGUUUGAGCGGGGAGUGUCAGUUUUUGAGCGCGAAUUUGUAUGCUAGGAGUGUGUUUGGCGAGGACGCAUUGGCGAAUCUUUCAGUCGAGCAGGAGGGUACGUCCGGUCCAGUGACGGGCUUUAUGCGGAUACGGAGUCGAUCGCAGGGCCUGGCUCUCAGUCUGGGGAGUCUCAAAGGGCUGCAGAAGAUUGGAGAGGCGAUUUAA